AGUUCAGUCAUCAUUUAGUGUAAAGGUUAUAAAGAACCCCACUGUAAUUUGUAAGAUAUCGUUGUUAAUAUAUAAUUUAUAAAAUGUGGCCCCGUUUCGGUAUAAAAGUCGGCAACAGUACGCUAUGCAUUGCACAAGUCAAGCCCACGGAUACAAAGCCAGAUGUAAUAGCCAAUAAACAAGGUGAUCGGACCUCCCAGGCUUGUUUGCUAUGGGAUGGGAUGGAUGAAAUAGAAUGCGGAUUAACGGCGAAUCAAAAGAUGUCUUCAAAACCAAAGCAAGCUGUAGCCAAUAGUUUUCAAUUACUCAAAGAUGCCCAAGAUAUUACCGAGGAGUUUCUGGCAAAGGCUCGAAAGGCCAUACCGUGUGAAUAUGAUGGUGAAAAACAAAAAUUUGUGCUGAAAGCUGCGCAGCCAACAGACAAUGACGAAGACAAGGAGGUGACGAAGGAAAUGUCAGCUUUUGAGGUUCAGGUUAAGCUGUUUGAGUCCGAAUUGGAAUUGGCCAAACAGUACCAUAACGAGGCCGGCAAACCGACAGUGGUGUUGUCGAUACCCAGCUAUUAUUCAGACAAAUCGUGGUCUUUAUUGGCUCAAGCGGCAGAAAAGGCGGGAUUUCAUGUUGCUCAAAUUGUCGAUGAACCCACCGCAGCUAUUCUGGCAUAUGGCAUAGGCGAAGAAGUCUCCAACGAUGAAUCCAAAUUUGUGUGGACAAUCAAAUGUGGUGGCCUAUAUUCACAUUUUGCUUUGUACGAAGUCCGACAUGGACUGUAUACAAAAAUAGAAUGCUUUGGCCCAUUUCCCAUUGGUGGUCAGCAGUUUACGGAAGAAUUGGUGAAAUUUAUUUGCGAAGAAUUUCAAAGAAAGUACAAACUAGAUCCACAUGAGAGCCGGCGAUCACUAGCCAAAAUUCGUACGGCAGCCGCUAAUUGUAAACAUAUUUUAACGACACUGCCAUCCACUCAACUCUAUAUAGAUUCACUCAUGGAUGGUGUAGAUUUCAAUGUACAAAUGUCGCGUGCUCGUUUCGAAAGUCUUAUACAGCCGGUAAUCAAUAGUUUUAUGCAAACAUUGGGAGAAAAUGUCGACAAGGCUUUGAAGAAUCAUCCGAGAGUAAAGAAAAUCGAUUCAAUUGUUUUAUUGGGCGCCACAACGCAAAUACCCAAACUACAAUCUGCCAUAUCAGCACGAUAUCCUGAUGCCGAAGUCAAUAGUUCGAUUUCGGCCGACGAAGUUGUUGCUGUGGGUUGUGCCCGUCAGACUCUAUUUCUAGAGGAUAGCGAGCGGCAGAUUUUGGAAGCCUCCGAAGAAUGUGAAUGUGUUGAGGAGGAGGUGACAAUAUGGCAUGGGACGCCCGAUGAUGAUGCAGAUGCUCAAAAACUAUUGAAUCCAGGAGAUGUUCUACCCAAAACCGUGGUUUUGAAUAUUAAAUUGAAGGAAACCUCUUUGGGCUCGGAAACCUUUCAGUUGCGUUUUGGCUCACAGACCGUCGAAGUUAAUGUUCACAAGGCCGAGAGCAGCAUAGAAGGUGAGGGUUUCGUUCGCCUGGAAGCCGAAAUAGAGAAGGCAGAAAAUAGUGCUCCAUUGGUGCGUUUGAAGUGCAUAUGAUAACAUUAACCGAAACGACAAAAGAGAGUUGCCCAUAAAUUAUGAAGCGUGUCAACGUGCUGUAAAACGAUGCCUGGAGUUUAGUUCAACUCGAGAUUGGUAGUACGAAAAGCCUUGCAACACAUAUUGCUUGUUAUUAGUCUAACAAAUUUAUUUAAAUAAAAAGAGAAAACAAAAACAAUUUCGUAUUAGAAAAACCAGA
This is a messenger RNA of Stomoxys calcitrans (stable fly), 1809 nucleotides long. Its product is annotated as heat shock 70 kDa protein 14. Gene Ontology annotation, cellular component: nucleus; cytosol. The record is from RefSeq and is a predicted model, not a curated record. NCBI's taxonomy places the organism in Eukaryota, Metazoa, Arthropoda, Insecta, Diptera, Muscidae. The transcript has a single exon. Gene Ontology annotation, biological process: protein folding. The coding region runs from base 84 to 1607 and encodes 507 amino acids. Gene Ontology annotation, molecular function: ATP binding; ATP-dependent protein folding chaperone.